This is a messenger RNA of Pimephales promelas (fathead minnow), 1383 nucleotides long. RefSeq names its product cyclin dependent kinase inhibitor 1A (gene cdkn1a). Gene Ontology annotation, biological process: negative regulation of cyclin-dependent protein serine/threonine kinase activity; regulation of G1/S transition of mitotic cell cycle; signal transduction by p53 class mediator. Gene Ontology annotation, molecular function: cyclin-dependent protein serine/threonine kinase inhibitor activity. Lineage: Eukaryota; Metazoa; Chordata; Actinopteri; Cypriniformes; Leuciscidae. The record is from RefSeq and is a predicted model, not a curated record. Gene Ontology annotation, cellular component: cyclin-dependent protein kinase holoenzyme complex; nucleus.
UAGAAGUUCAAAAAGUCCCUCCAACACUGAAGAGGAACAUCUCGUAUCCACUGCUAGUCUCGCCACGGUUGAGUUUCUCCACACUUCAGCAGAAGACACGUCUAAAGUUGAGCUUAACCUCCACACUGCUGUCCAGGACUCCUGAAACCUCUCCAGUCCUCUCAGCAAACUGCGAUUUGACAGAUUUUGAACACUCGUCAGGAGCCAAAACAUAAAAUGGCACACAAGCGGAUCCUUCGAGCCCUCGGAAACGGGCAGACGAGAAGAAGCCUGUUCGGUCCGGUGGAUCGCGAGCAGCUCCAGCGCGAGUAUCGCGACGCGCUGAGGAAAGACCUGGAGGACGCGUCGCGUCGCUGGAGCUUCGACUUCGUCGCGGAGAAGCCUUUGGAGGGCGGAGACUUCAGCUGGGUGGGCGUGUCCGGCGUGCGCGUUCCUGUGCUGUACCGGAGCUGUGAGGACGCACGGAAUCCCGCAGGAUCACCGGGAAAAGAGAACAGAUUCGGUUCGGUUCCGCAGGGCGUGGAGAAAACGCCGGAAAAGAGAGCCGAGAUGAAGAGGAAACAGACGAACAUCACAGACUUCUACCAGGCAAAGAAGAGGCAAGUGGCCACGCCCCGCAAAUCAGGACAAUAACACACUCAGGACCUGUGUGUGUGUGUGUUUGUCAUGCCUGGACUCUCCUCACGUGUAAAGACAUUCAGUAACUGACGUGAACUCAGUGGAUCUUCUGUUUUCCUACACCGUAAUCUACCUUCAUAGUGGAGUUCAUAGCUGUUCCACAAAUCUUCGUUUUGUCUUCAUCAUGUGUUAUUCAGGAACGGGAAUCGGUCUUUGAGCACUUCCUGUUUAUAUGUUUGCAUUUCAACAUAUUGAAAUGCAUUUUUACCUGAAAAAUCCCUUUAAAUUCGAUGUGUGGAGGAAAGAUUCGAAUCAUCCAUGAAUGAAUCUUUCAGAAUCACGAAAUUGCGAAAAGGGUUUCAUUAUGAACACUGAUUUUUGUCAGUGUGCACAUAUUCAAAUGUAUUGCUUUAUUGCACAAAAUAUGUUGCUAACUUUAAAAACUGAUAUUUUUAAAGGUUUGGUGCCAAUUUUUUUUUUUUGACACACAAAUGUUAUUGUUAUUAUUAACAUAAACCUCAAUUAAGCUGCCAGUAUGUUCUUACACAUAUUCUUCGCGAAACAAGAGCAGAAUCGCUGUAGUUUUUUUCAUACGUUAAUUCGUACAUCAUGUCGCGUUAAAUUUAGUGCGGAAAUUAACAUACAAAUGUUAUACAGACAUUUACAGACAGGUUAUUAUUGUUAACUUCAACUAAAACUGUUAAAAAUAUUUCUGUUAAUUGAAAUGGUUAAAAUAAAACAUACAUUUUAGUUGGAAAACAAACU